Engraulis encrasicolus (European anchovy) is the source of this 725-nucleotide messenger RNA. Its product is annotated as sushi, nidogen and EGF-like domain-containing protein 1. Bases 257 to 682 code for a protein of 141 amino acids. The transcript has 5 exons. NCBI's taxonomy places the organism in Eukaryota, Metazoa, Chordata, Actinopteri, Clupeiformes, Engraulidae. Gene Ontology annotation, biological process: cell-matrix adhesion. The record is from RefSeq and is a predicted model, not a curated record.
AAAGUCUUGAAUGGAUUUGGAUGCAAUUUUGUGGAGUUAUUGGAAAUGACAAAAGGAAAAAAGUGGUAAAAUUUUGGUGGUGAUCCAGGAAUUUUAAAAAGAUGUUUCACCAUUGCGGGAUAGGGCGAAUUUUGACAUUCCAGUUUCUAAAUCCACAAAAACACGGCAGAAAGACUUGAAACCGCCGGCUGGUCUCAUAGGACUCAAUGUUAACUGCUAGCUUGGAGUUCAUUUGAUAACGGCAAAUCCAGGGGCAAUGGUGAAUUCAGGUUCAUUGUGUCUUCUCAUGCUCACAUUUGGUGUGUGCACCAAUGCCCAGGAUGCAUUGUAUCCAUUUGGAUCAGCUGCAGGGGAUACCUUCAUGCCUCAUUUUUACCACAAUGUGACCCUGCUUCAGUCAUUCCAUUACUUCAAUCGCACGUACCAGAACAUUUAUGUAUUUAAAUUUGGUUUCAUCAAUAUGCAGUUGCAUGACGCUAUAUAUGCAGAUAUUAUUGCUCCAUUUGCCCUAGUGAGUGAGAGACAAAACGUCUCCUAUCAGCAGUACACCUCAGGAGAUGUUCUUCAUACUGCAACUCAAGACAUCAACUCCUACUUUCCCAACGUGACCUUCACUGCUACCUGGGUGUUUGUUGCUACUUGGGACAGAGUGGUGUUUUAUCUGACAAAUUAUGUAAGUUAGUAACCCCAAAAGGCCACGGAAAAGGCAAAAGGACAUAUGAGAU